This is a messenger RNA of Ostertagia ostertagi, 1530 nucleotides long. Lineage: Eukaryota; Metazoa; Nematoda; Chromadorea; Rhabditida; Trichostrongylidae. The record is from the annotation of a GenBank genome assembly.
AUGACUGACUCCGUACAGCUUCAACGAGACUACGAACGACUACGUGACUCCUUGCCUCGUCUUCCAAGUAAAGACACCUUAUAUGCUCACAUAAUCGAUGUAUUUCUGAAAAUUCAUGCACUGCGAGACCCCAUUAAUGCCCUAGGCAAGAAAAUAGACACCUUCCGUAGAGAAGAAGGUAGCUGGCAUGAACGCACGCUCGAAUUGGAACUGCUCCACACCACGGCAUGGAAGUACGAGUACCAGCUUCUGCUCUACGACUCGAGACUAGAGAACUUACUCACGUACCCUAGACUCAUGAUUGCGACGAACGUCAUGGAUGAGACUACGUGGAACGAGAAAAUGGCUCAACCAGUACUCGACAUCGACGACAAUCCGGUGACUACAGACCCCAAGCAGACUCAGCAGGAGAUGCGCGAUUAUCUCGACAGACUCAACAAGUUUCACAGGCGCAUAGAGCUAAUUGAGGAUGAGCUCAUGAACGAAGAUGAUACCGAGACAUUGGACUUCCAAAAACGGGUGCUGCUGGAACUCCAGGUGAUCAGACAAACACUGGACCAAAUGGAUCGCAGUCACGGACAACCGGCAACUUCCAAAGAAGGCCAGAAACACACAUCCACCGUAGACCGAUCACUAGGAGGGCCAGUGGAUCUUAGCUACCCAGACUACCAAGACUCCCCACAAUUGGACUCCUAUAAAACAACAGAGGUUGCUCAGAACAGAGCGGAGGAAACCACUGAUGUACCGAAGUUGGUCGAUCCAGACGACUCUAGUGGACAGGAAGACCCUGCCGAAAUGCGGGAGCGGGAGGCACUUUACAUCCGGAGAAACAUCGCGUUUUUGGAACCCAUAAUAGAGGAAGAAGGCGAAAACGUCGCCAACCCAGAAGAUAAGAUGGUGCUCAAUCCGGAAGAUCAGAUAGUGCUCGUCGAAGAAGAACUGGUAGAAAUUGACGAAGCGGCCGGUGAGGAGGAGGAUCACGAACAAGUCAGACCACCGGCCGAAGACGUUCGCGUCCAGCAGCAAGAGGAGACCGAACAAGCACUGGUGGCUCGACUCCUGAAUGAAUACAGACAAGCGAAACAGGCUAAACAAGACAUAUACAUGAUGAUAUCAGCACUAGAGACUCAGCCGCGCUGUCGUUUAAGGCGAUAUCAGCAAGGUGUAGACCGCGACAGUGAGAGGACAAUGCCAUGCAUUUUUUGCGGAGAGGAAGGUACCCAUUACUCCGAUGCUUGUUUGACAGUCAGAACUGGCAAGGUUCGAAACGAAAUUAUGGAUAGAGACCACAGGUGCAAAAAGUGUUUGGACGAGUGGUGCGCUCGCGACAACACGUGCCGCAAAGCUGAUGAGACCUGCUUCUACUGCGGCAGCGACAGCCACAACGGAUGCGCGUGCGAACUUCCAGACAAGAGCCGCGAAUUGGAAGAGAGACUCCAGAGUCUACGGAAUGAUUGCGACCAUGCAAGAAUGAGGAUAUACCGUAUUGGCAAACGCUUGGAACGCCACGGCGUCAGAGACUUUGCUUAG